Molecule: messenger RNA, 780 nt
Organism: Chinchilla lanigera (long-tailed chinchilla)
Lineage: Eukaryota; Metazoa; Chordata; Mammalia; Rodentia; Chinchillidae
Product: cationic trypsin-3-like
Exons: 5
Coding region: 1-780 (259 amino acids)
Biological process (GO): proteolysis
Molecular function (GO): serine-type endopeptidase activity
Source: RefSeq, a predicted model, not a curated record
AUGAAGAUCUUUGUCUUCCUUGUCUUCCUGGGCACUACUGUUGCCCUCCCCAUUGAUGACGAUGAUGACAAGAUCAUUGGAGGCUACACCUGUCAGAAGAAUUCCCUCCCCUACCAGGUGUCACUGAAUGAUGGCUCCCACAGGUGUGGGGGCUCCCUUAUCACUGACCAGUGGGUAGUGUCUGCGGCUCACUGCUACAAAGCUGGGGUGCGAAUCCAGGUGCAUCUGGGAGAACACAACAUUAACAUCAUUGAAGGGGAUGAGCAAUUCAUUGAUGUACAGAAGAUCAUUAUCCACCCUGAAUACACAUCCGAAGAUACCAUCAUCAAUGGGGAAGUCCAACUCAAGUUUAACAAUGACAUCAUGCUACUUAAACUGAAGAACCCUGCCAGCCUCAACUCUCGAGUGUCCACUCUCUCUCUUCCCAAAUCCUGUUCAUCUGCUGGAACUCAGUGUCUCGUGUCUGGCUGGGGCAAUACAGUGAUCAUUGGCAAUAAAUACCCUUCCCUUCUCCAGUGCCUGAAUGCUCCUGUCCUGUCGGAUGCUGCUUGUCACAAUUCCUACCCAGGCCGCAUCACUAGCAACAUGUUCUGCCUGGGCUUCCUGGAGGGGGGAAAGGACUCCUGCCAGGGUGACUCUGGGGGACCUGUGGUCUGCAAUGGAGAGCUCCAGGGUGUGGUCUCCUGGGGCAUGGGCUGUGCUCUGAAAGGUAAACCUGGUGUCUACACCAAGGUGUGCAACUACCUGGACUGGAUUCAGGAGACCAUUGCUGCCAACUGA